AGAAUAGCUUGUUACCUGUCAGAAAUUAAUGUAAUAUUUUAAUUUUAAUUUGUACCCAUGUGGUUUUCCGCUUCCAUAGAAACGAAAAGGCACAACCGUGCAUAUUCAAAUAUUUAGACGUGACGUCAAAAUAGUACGUGUUAUACAAACAGAGCGUUAACGUAAAUGUUAAAUAUUGGCAAAUAUGAUAAUUAAACUUUCAUAAUAAUCAGGACAUUCAAACCUACAGUUUGCUUUAAGUAGUGGAUAAAUUUCCCAGUCACCAAAUACACGUUCAUUUCCGUUUUUUUAGAUUAGCACCAGUGUGUAAUACCUUGUUGUGUUAGGAUAAAGCAAUGAAGUUUGCCCAAAUUUACGAGUAUGUGGAAGACAAAAUAGGAGGUGUGUUUUCAAGUUACGGCCGUUUUGUUGCCCGUCAUGCCUGGAAAAUCCUUAUAAUUUCCGUGAUAGUAAAUGCUGGCCUUGGUGUCGGAAUGAUCAAUCUUACAUCUGACAUCGACACAGGCAACGUUUAUUAUCCUAUAGGCAGCCAAGCUAGAAAAGACAAAGACAGGGUAGAGGAAUUGUUUCCAGAUCUAAGUGGAUCACAUUUCAAUUCUCUACAACUAACUGAGGAGGCAAAAUGGGCACGAAUCAUUGUGAUGUCAAAGUCUGGAAAUCUGUUAAAGAGGGCAGAGCUAGAAGAGGUCAAAACUAUCGCUGAACAUGUUCUCAAUAUAACAGCGUUAUAUAAUGGCGCCAAUAUAAAGUUUUCAGAUUUUUGUGCUAAUGUUAACAAUAACUGUGCCGUUGAGGGUGACUUGUUUUGGAGUCCUGAAUUUCUUGCUGCUGUUGACAAGAUAAACGUCACAUACCCAAUUUUUACCAGUCCCAAACUGGGUGCAGUCAGUUAUGCAUCUUAUAUAGCAGAUAAAGUAACUCUAGAUACUACCGGAAGGCACCUUACUGGGGUGAAGUUCAUCAAAAUAAGUUUUAUGAUUCGAACUGAUGGGUCAACUUAUGAAGACAUGGCAACUGAAUGGGUAAAAAAUUUCAAUUCCUAUAUGGAAAAGUACUCAUCAAACAAACUAGACAUUGCAUAUGGUCAUUUCAAGUCACGUGAUGAGGAACUGGAUAAAAAUGUUUCUGGAGAUAUAACAUUAUUCUCCAUCACAUUCACUUUGAUGAUUACGUAUGCAUGUGUGUCUACAAUAUCGGGAAGAUUCACAGACCAGGUUGGACAAAGAAUGUGGCUAGGUUUUGCAGGCAUAUUUGCAGCAGGGUUUGCUAUCGUUGCUGGUUUUGGACUGUGUGCAGCUGUAGGAGUUGAAUUUGUCAGCAUAGUUGGAGUUUUACCAUUCCUUAUAAUUGGUAUUGGAAUAGAUGACAUGUUCAUACUUCUCUCUGGACUGUCAGAGGCUCAGAGUAAAAUUUCAGUGGAAGAAAGAAUGGCUGAAACAUUACGUAUUGCUGGAGUCGGAAUCUCAAUUACAUCACUGACUGAUGUCAUAGCAUUCGCGGCUGGUAUUGGUUCUACAUUUAUUUCUGUCAGAAACUUCUGUAUCUAUACAAGUGUAGCUGUUGUCUUUUGUUAUCUCAACAAUCUAACAUUCUUUGCAUCUUGUAUUGCAAUAAAUGAACGCAGGAUCAACGAUAAUCGGCAUUUUAUGACUUGUCGAAAGAUAGAUACAAAAGAAGAACUACGACGUCGUGGGGCGUCAGCGAAGACUAUCCUAUGCUGUGGUGGUUCUCAACCGACAGGAAGGCAUGAAGCUGAGGGAUUCAUUGAUAGAUUUCCACGCUGGAUAAUUCCAAAAAUUGUCUUAAAAACACCAUUUAAGAUUAUAAUCAUUUUACUAUUCCUUGGGUAUCUUGCAGCUGGUAUUUAUGGAUGCAUUUAUUUGAAGCAAGGGUUACUGUUAACAAAUUUGGUUAAUGAAGAUUCUUAUUUCUAUAAAUACUCACAAUGGAAUGAAGAAUAUUUUCCUCGCCAGUCACCUGUAUCGUUUGUUAUUCAAGGAUCGUAUAAAUAUUCACACGACAAUACACAAGCUCUAGUUAAUAAACUGAUAAGUGAUGCACAAUCAAACAAAUAUUUUGACGGUGCGUUUGAAAUUAACUGGCUCAAGUCUUUUAAAAACUCACACUUUUACUCUAAUGUAACUGAACAGAGUUUUAUUGUCGGUGUGUAUGACUUUUUACAGAAUCCUAUGUAUUCCCGAUUUUUGAAUGAUGUCGUGUUUGAUUCUCAAAAUCAAAGUAUAACUGCUUCACGUGUUUACGUUCUUACAGCUAAACUUGAAGAUAGCCAGGAUGAAGGCAAGAUGAUGCUUGAGUCACGUGACAUCGCAGAUUCUGCUGCUAUAAACUGUUUUUCAUUUUCACCGUAUUUUGUAGCAUUUGAACAGUAUGUUGCUAUUUUAGGACAGAGUUUACAGUCUGUAGGAAUAGCCUUGGCUGCUGUUUUUGUAAUUACCUGCAUAUUUAUGCCUCAUCCCGUCCUUAUUUUGUUUGUUACAGUUGCUGUUACUAUGAUUAUGGUAGGUGUUUUCGGAUAUCUAUUCUUCAUUGAUGUUACCCUUAGUGCUAUAACAAUGAUACACUUGAUAAUGUCUGUAGGGUUCUCCAUAGAUUUCACAGCUCAUAUAUGUCAUGGUUAUAUGAUUUCUACGGCUACGGAACGCGGGGAAAGAGUGAAAAGUGCUAUUGAUAAAACCGGUGCUCCUAUAUUUCACGGGGCAAUAUCUUCUCUGCUAGGAAUCGUCGUAUUGUUUUGGGCAAAAUCGUAUAUAUUUCGAACUUUUGGAAUUGUAAUGGCGUUUGUUUUGCUCUUCGGAAUAACGCAUGCGCUUUUACUACUUCCUGUUAUUUUGUCGUGGAUUGGUCCUUUAAGACAUACAGUAGCAGAGAAUGAAAAAAGUAUGUCAAAUCUGCGAGACAAAAGAUCAUAAAAAGUUGAUAAACGUGUUAUUAUUAAAAGUUUAACAAAAUACAUUAACUCAAAAUAAAUGUAUUGUAUUGCUUUUCAAACAGAAACUUGCUUUGUUUAAUAAAUGAAUAUUCGUAUUGACGAUCAGCUGACUCUUUUAACAAAAUACAAUCAACGAUGUGAAAUGAUUGAAGAGCAUCAGCUUUAACUAACACAAACUCUCUUUAAAAUGUAUCUUUAUUUUGAUCAUAGCAUAAUUUGCGUUUUAUAUUUUACAUGGUGAAAUAACAAAAAAUUGUGUUUUAUAUCAUUUGUUAUGUGUUGUUUUCAUGUUAUUUAUGAUUUGAUAUGUUGUUGUUGUUUUUUAUUCAAUAAAUGUUUUAAUCUUA
Molecule: messenger RNA, 3297 nt
Organism: Ruditapes philippinarum (Manila clam)
Lineage: Eukaryota; Metazoa; Mollusca; Bivalvia; Venerida; Veneridae
Product: patched domain-containing protein 3-like
Exons: 9
Coding region: 336-2930 (864 amino acids)
Cellular component (GO): membrane
Source: RefSeq, a predicted model, not a curated record